CUUCUUUUUCCCUUGUUUUUUGAGUUUUGUUUUUUUUUUAGGUAUUGCUUUUAUUUUUCGUGGAGAAUUAUAAUUAAAUAAAUUAAAUAAUUUGAUAUAAAAAAUUAAUUGAUAUACAAAAUGGGUAAAAGAGCUGCAGGUCUAAUUAUCUUUCGCCGGUUAUGUGGAGAAAUUCAGUAUUUGUUAAUGAAAGCGUCUUAUGGAGAUUACCACUGGAGCUCUCCAAAAGGUCAUGUCGAUCCAGGUGAAGAUGAUUUUACUACAGCUUUGAGAGAAACACAGGAAGAAGCCGGCUAUUCUAAAGACGAUUUAAUAAUAUACAAAGAAAUAACAUCAACUCUGCAUUACGAAGUGAAAGGCAAACCCAAAGCUGUAAUAUAUUGGCUAGCAGAGUUAAAAGAUCCUUCAAAGGAACCUGUUCUAUCAGAAGAACACACUGAACUUAAAUGGUUGCCAAUGGAAGAGGCUAAAGCAACAGUUGGUUUUGAGGAUAACCAAAAAUUAAUUGAAGAAUUCCACAAAAAAAUACCUAAUUUAAGUUAAAUUUGUAUUAAAUGUAUUAGGUACCUAUACUUUGUGAUUACUAAUCCAUUGAUAUUAUAUAUAAUAUAAUUUACCUAUACCGACAAA
Episyrphus balteatus (marmalade hoverfly) is the source of this 630-nucleotide messenger RNA. RefSeq names its product bis(5'-nucleosyl)-tetraphosphatase [asymmetrical] (gene Apf). NCBI's taxonomy places the organism in Eukaryota, Metazoa, Arthropoda, Insecta, Diptera, Syrphidae. The record is from RefSeq and is a predicted model, not a curated record. Gene Ontology annotation, biological process: AMP biosynthetic process; ATP biosynthetic process. Gene Ontology annotation, molecular function: bis(5'-nucleosyl)-tetraphosphatase (asymmetrical) activity. The transcript has a single exon. Bases 121 to 543 code for a protein of 140 amino acids.